AUGGAGGCCGUGGUGAGCGCCUCCCAGGGCGCCGUGCAUAUCCUGUUGGGGAAGCUCGGCAACGUCCUUGCCACCAAAUAUGUGCUUCUCGGCGGCGUUCGUGGGGAGAUCCAGGAGCUCAAAGAUGAGCUUGAGAGCAUGACCGCGUGCCUCCGCGACCUCGUGGAUAGCGAUGAUCACAAUGAACAAACUAGGACUUGGAUGAAACAAGUGAGGGAGGUCGCGUUCGAUGUGGAGGACUGCAUGGACAGGUUCUGCCAUCACCUCAGCGAGAAUCAUGGAGACCGUCAAGGACUCCUGGAAUACCUCCAUAGGAUGUUCAACAUGGUGCGAACAUUGGGGGUGCGGCACAAGGUGGCCACCGAUAUCCAGGGCCUCAAAUCUCGUGCGCAGAAAGUGAGUGACCGGAGGAUCAGGUACACGUACACUCAGAAAGUGAGUGACGACCCGGCUGAACGAUCGGGCAAAGCGCUUGAUACUUCGUACAGCCACCUCGACAACCUGGACCGCUGGCUGCCAGCAAUACAUGGUGACGGGUCCGGGCUAGUCGGGAUGGGCAACAUGACUGAUGCCGUGGUUAGCCUGCUGAACGAGCAACGCCAGGUGGUGGGGAGUCCCCGAGUGCUGUCCAUAGUGGGGUUUGGUGGUCUCGGCAAGACCACCCUCGCGACGACCGUCUACAACACCCCAGAGUUGGGCGGUAUCCAGUGCCGUGCUUUCGUUCCGGUGUCCCAGACAUACGACGUCCGUUCUCUUCUCGAGUCCGUGUUGAAGCAGCUUACGGCUUUGGUUGACAAUGAUAGAAAUGAUUAUCUCCUCCGGAAAAUUAAAGAGUGGGACAUGAACCAACUGGUCACCAUGAUCAAACAACGUUUGGAGGGCAAGAGGUACUUGAUUGUUCUGGACGACGUUUGGCGAGCAGCUGCAUGGGAUCAGAUAAAGGUAGCUUUUCCUCAUGGUAAUAAUAAUAAUAAUGAGGGCAGCAUAAUAAUUACUACACGCAGUAAAGAGGUAGCAAAAAAUUGCUGCACCUUUUCUGAUGACAUAUAUGAAAUGAAGCCCUUACCUGAAGAGGAUUCACAGCAGCUAUUCUUCAAGACGGUAUUCAUGUCAGAGGAAUGUCCACCUGACCUGCUGAACAUGUCCAAGGCCAUAUUGGCAAGGUGCAAGGGUCUGCCUCUAGCUAUAGUGAGCAUAGGACGAAUGCUAGCUCGAAGGCAAAACAAGACAUCAGCAGAAUGGAAAACAGUAUGUGAUAGACUGGGUUCUGAACUGGAGACAAACCCCACUUUGGAGGGAAUGAGACGGAUACUUGCUCUCAGCUACAAUGAUCUGCCGUACCAUCUGAAAGCAUGUUUCUUAUACCUGUGUGCUUUCCCUGAGGAUUUUGAGAUCAGAAGAGGCUCUCUUAUUAGACGGUGGGCAGCCGAAGGCUUAAUCAUUGGAAUGUAUGACCGCAGUUUGGAAGAGAUUGCUCAAAUUUGUUUGGAUGAGAUUGUCAGUAGAAACAUCAUUAUUCCUGGACAGAUUGGCUGCAGUGGCAAGAUUAAGAGUUGUAAAGUCCAUGAUAUAAUGCUAGAAGUUAUCAUCGCCAAAUCUGUCAAGGAAAAUUUCAUCUCAUUCCUAGGGAGCAGUCAAUACAACACAACAGCAGGCCAUGACAAGGUACGACGGCUCUCGAUCCAUCCUGGUGGCACCCAGGAGAAGAGAACUUUUUCCAGUAAGAACAUAGUCCAUACCCGUUCACUGACAAUUCUGAACAGCACCGAGAAACCUGUACUCAUCAAAUUUUCUCGUUUGAUACUUUUGAGGGUUUUAGAUCUUGAAGGAUGUGGAUGGUUAAGGAAUAAAGAUCUCAAGGACAUUUGCAAACUGUCUCUGCUGAGAUACCUCAGCCUUAGAAAUACAGCCAUAUCCCAACUACCAAAUGCAGUAGGGAAACUUAAAGAAUUGGUGACACUGGAUGUGAGGGAAACUUCUGUCGUCGAAUUUCCCAAAGGCAUUACUUGGCUUCAGAAUCUGAAUCAUCUGCUUGUAGGCGGUUAUUCAUAUUACACAAGGACACGAAGUGUCAAGCAUUUUUGGUGGAAUGAUGGAGCGAAGGUACCACGUGGAUUAGGGAAUAUGUGUGCCCUCCAGAGAAUCUCUCAUGUAGACAUCUCUACAGAAAAAAGCUCGAAUGCAAUGGGUGAGCUGGGAAAAUUGCGUCAGUUAACCAGACUUUGUGUAGUCAACAGGAAGGAAGCAAAGCUUUGGAAACCCUUUGCUAAGUCUUUGGAUGAGCUUAGCAACUCUCUUCGCUAUCUAAUGGUUGUGGACGCUUCAGAGAAAGUCGAGGAGCUGAAAUUUUUAGCAUACCUGAAGAAUCCCCCUCUGUCUCUGCAGAGCCUGCAUUUGGUGGGACGGCUAACUAGGCUGCCUGGCUGGGUUUCAUCGCUCAGUAACUUGGCCAGUCUGUCGCUUCGACAGACUUACCAAUUGGCCAAGGAUUCUUUUGAGGUUCUAGCGAAGCUCCCCAGUCUUGUUUCUCUCAAGUUGUACGACAAGGGAUAUACGGGGAGGGCCUUAUUUGAAGAGGGCUGGUUUCCCCAGCUGAAGCAAUUGGUUGUGGAUAAUUUGGUUCAGCUCGAGGAGCUCAGCUUCCGUGGGGGUGCACCUAAUCUUGAGAGGCUGACAUUGUAUUUCCCGUGUGUGCCUCGUGGAGGCGUUAAUGGAAUUGGAAAAGAAAAGCUGCGAAAGCUAAGAGAAGUUGAGUUCUUCGGCGUCGUUAUAGAGUCUAUAUUUGAGCAGGUGUGUGAGGCGGCCAAAGAAUAUCCAAAUCAUCUGAAAGUCACCAGGGAGGAUCGACCUACUACUACUACGGAAGCUGCACGAGCACCUGCCCGGCAAGUGGACUACAACACCGGCUCAGGGGCAGGGAGCAGUGAGCAGGAGUCAACCGAUCAGGUGGAUAUGCCUGCACUAGGAUGCGAAGAUGAUGAGGCAACGCCAGCUUGGCGCGUGCAGCCUUCAACGUGUCCUCACACUUACACAUUGUAA
Messenger RNA from Triticum turgidum subsp. durum (durum wheat), 3039 nucleotides. The record is from the annotation of a GenBank genome assembly. Lineage: Eukaryota; Viridiplantae; Streptophyta; Magnoliopsida; Poales; Poaceae.